AACUAAAGGCUGCCGCACGAGUGUAAACUAAAACAAAAUGCAAAUCCUGUAACAAAGCCCCGAUCUAGAAGUGCUAAACGAAGGUUAGAAAAAAUCGCCGUGCCAAAGUGGUAUUUUCCUUUUAGCGAUGCAAAAAUAGAAGCUCCUUUUUCCACUUUGCUGAAUGAAAGCGCGCGCCGUGCGUCACUCGUCAAGGUCUCAGCCGCGGCGGCAGCAGAAGCAGAAGCAGCAGCAGCAGCGGCAGUCGAAACCCCAGCGGCCGCGGCGGCAGCACCACCGACAGACACCUCCGUGGUGUCCGCAACUCAAAACGCGGUGCAACUUUCGGCGAGAGUGAUCGGAGACCGUUUCGUGGCCACUGUGCACCCUUCGAGGACUGAACCCUUUUCUCGAAGGGAUCUGAAGCAAGAAAUGUCGGCUACGAUGAACCCCUCGGCACCCGCUGCCUCUGGUAACAACUCGUUGAACUUUGCCUGCGAACGCUGCGAAGUCAAUGCCUCGUACUUCGCCAACGAAACCAUCGAGGAGCAGGAAGACCUGGACGUGAACACGGAUAUCUACUCUAAAGUCUUGGUCACCGUGAUUUAUAUUUCAUUGUUUUGUGUUGGCUCUUUGGGGAAUUCUGUUACGCUCUAUAUCUUAAUAACAAAAAAGACACUGCAGAACUUGCAGAGCACCGUACACUACCACCUGGGAAGCCUGGCAAUCUCCGAUCUCCUCAUACUGGUGCUGUGUAUGCCCAUUGAACUGUACAAUUUCAUCUGGGUACACCACCCCUGGGCAUUUGGGGACGCGGUGUGCAGAGGCUAUUACUUCUUGAGAGACGCGUGCUCUUAUGCUACAGCACUCAACGUCGCCAGUCUCAGCGUGGAGAGGUACAUGGCGAUAUGCCACCCUUUUAAAGCGAAGAGCAUCAUGUCCCGGAGCAGAACCAAGAAACUGAUCAGCGUGAUCUGGGUAGCGUCUCUUCUCCUAGCUACCCCCAUGCCUUUCAUAAUGGGACAGUAUUACGCCGGAAAAGUUAAACUCUGCACCACCAUAGUGCCCAAAACCACGGUCAAAACCGUAAUACAGGUCAACGUAUUUCUGUCGUUUAUCGUCCCGAUGGUCAUCAUUUCAAUAUUGAAUUCCAUCAUUGCCAAUCAGCUACUGCAGAUGUUUAAGCAGGCCUCCCAAGACAACAGAGUGUGUAUCAUCGGCGGCCAUUCAACUGUGCUCAGUGCCUCAGUGGAGCCCAGUCGUGUGCAGUCCUUAAGACAUGGGGUCAACAUCCUGCGAGCUGUGGUGAUUGCCUUCGUGGUCUGCUGGCUUCCCUAUCACAUUCGACGCCUCAUGUACUGCUAUGUGAACCAUUGGCCGACAUUCCUGUACGAUUUCUACCACUACUUCUACAUGGUGACCAACGUGCUUUUCUACGUCAGCUCAGUCAUCAAUCCUGUCCUGUACAACUUGGUAUCAACAAACUACCGACAGAUCUUUGUGCUCACGCUGAGUUAUUUUUUCAUGCCGUGGAGGAAAAAAAGGAAGAGAGCCAUCAUUGCCAGACAUUCAAAUAGCAUAUCUAGCAACCACACCUUCUCUACCAAUGCCACAAAGGAAACUGUCUAUUAGGCCCUCUUUAGCCUGCAGAUUUUCCUGAACAUUGGAGUUUCUGUUUCAUGUGUUCCUGUUGAGAUUUGAAACCUAUAUUGCUGUUGCUUUUGCAAUUUUUUGUCAGGUUUUGUCUAAAAGUGUUUUCCAAUUUUAGAUAAUGGCAUGUUCUUAAUUUAACAUCUUUAUUGACAAACUCUAUAAAUAUAUUGUUUUAACUAAAUGUUUAAAGAAAAGUUACAUAUCUAAUUUACUUAAGAAAUGUCAUUAAUGUUAAACAAUGUGAAAAAACUUAUUGUCAGUUCUGCGAGGGUCAUGGCAAAUGGAAUGAGCUUAUUGGAAUUGCCAAGAAAUGCCUACCAAUAGUAAAGUGGACGGUGUGGACAGUAGCCGCCCCAGCUAUCGUCUCAUACCUAAAUCCAAAAGUUUUGUGUUUACACUUCACUGUGAGGAAAUGUCUGACAGAGCCAUGUCAUUUCAAGUGGAUGAGCUGAAUGAAAUCUUUUAAAUGCAUAACUUCAACACAUACAUGGAGUAGACUCCAUUCACACUAGCUGUGUCACGUGACUGCAUCACAGAUCAACCUCAUAGUGAAAGGGACCCCUUAGAAAAGAGGGAAAAAAAAUGACAGACCCCCUCUGUAGGGAAACACCAAAUUAUUUAUCAUCACAAAAUGUACAGAACCCUUGAAGCAAAAUGCCUUUUCAGCUUGUUUAGAUUUAGAACUGCACUAAACAUUUUUUUUGUGAUCAACUUUUUAUUAAGUAAAUACAGAUUGACAGGAUGUAUCAAUAAACAUUCAUAGGAUAUAAAGUAACCCAUUCCCACCUUCUCCCACCUAGCCCGAGCCUUUGAACAUACUUUUAAUGAUCACAUACCUAGCAGGGUGGCACAGUGGUGGCACUGCUGCCUCACAGUAAGGUGACAAGGGUUCGCAUCCCUGUGUGGGUCUCCUCUGGGUACUCUGGUUUCCUCCCACAUCCCAAAGACAUACAGGUUAGGUGAAUUGGCGAUUCUAAAUUGGGGCUGGUGUGUAGUUGGUGUGUGUGUGUGUUUGCCCUGCAAUGUACUGGCAACCUGCAAAGUGCCCUGUGAUAGCUGAGAAAGGCAAACCCCUGUGACCCCUGCUCAGGCGUGUCUGAAACUGACUGACGUAUCUGGUAGAUCUGUGAGAUGGGUGGGCUCGUCUCUGACUGCAUGGUUUCUCAAUUCAGGGGGUGAUGGAUGGUAGAGAGACUCUGAUAUCAUCCUCCACAUGCAAACGUGCCCUGUGCUUUGUCAUGACAGCAGUCAGUGCUGAGAAUGAGGACUCACAAAGUCAAACUCGACAUAACUGUCAACGUAUUUUGCUUUUUUUAGAUAAAGCUGGCUUAUUUUCCCUUGACCAUGCAGACACUUGACCGCAGAAUCUAUCUGCUGUUUAAAAGUUGUUCUUCUUUUUCUCCAGACUAGCUAACUAGCAUCACUGCGACUGAGCAAAGCAGAGUAAUGAGUGGUUGACGCUCAUAUGAUUGACAGCCGUCAAAAAUGAGAGAUGCAAGGCUUCUUAAAGAUUUUUAUUGGCUAAGAACCUUAUAGGAGCGACAGGCAAAGAUUUAGGUUUGUGUGCUUAUGCUUAUGCGGGGGGUGGUCUCAACAUAUGUUAAAAAGGUCAGUCUUCUAGAUUACUGUAUUCCCCUUUAAAAAACCAAAGCACAGGACAGAGCGUUGCAGGGCGUCAGCUAGUCAGGUUUUGAUUGGCUGUCAGGAAAACAGGGGUUUGUGGGAUAUGUUGACAACACUGCAUACACACGCAGCCCUGUUGUCUGAUAAUUCUGUACAUUGUUUAACACUUCUUCAGUCUGUGUAGCAACGGACAUUAUUUAUUUGCACUCGUGUUGAUUGUUUAAAAUAAAUGAAUUGGAGAAUAAAGGAGAAGAGAGUGACCAUAUUGGUAGUACACCAAGUAUAUGUGAUAUUUAAGGCUCACUUAACUUACAGUUAUUUUGCAGACCUUUUUGCCAUAUAUUGUUGAGAAACGCUGCCAUAUUGGGUGCCUAUGAACUGCCUGUACCAAGAAAAAACACACCGAUGGUCUCAUUACAGAAACUUUUAUGUUCUACAAGAAAACCCUAAUCCUAAACCUAAUCCUAACCCAUUUAAAUGUAUUCACUUAGACGCUAUAAUCCAAAGAGAGUUACAAAAGAGGUCAACAUAAUCAAGCAAACAUUAGUCUGGGGGUCUGUUUUGGAAGAAUUGUUACAGAUCAAGGGUACAAAACUGGUCAUCACAAGUGGAGAACUCAGAACAAAAGUCAAGAGAGAUACAAUUCAUAAGUUACAAAGCCAUUAUCAGUCAGACAGAAAAUUCAGAGGACAACAGAGUCUCCAAGUGCUUCUUCAGCACAUUGAGGAAGUCAGACAUUCAAAUGGAGGUGAGCAGCUCAGUCCACCAGCUAGGAUUCCAUUAGAUUCCAUGCAGAGAUGACAUCACCAGAUGCUCUUCAUCAGCAGACCUGAGUGGCCGAGAAGGAAAGUUGGACUUUACAAGUGUCUCAGCUGACCUGUUGAAUACUCUGUAGGUGAGCAUCAAGGAUUUGUAGUUAAUACAGUAUGUGCGGCUAUAGGAAGCCAAUGAAGCGAUCUGAAAAAAGGAGUGACAUGUGGUUGUAACACUGACAUGACCACUGGAUUUUGAAUCAUCUGAAGCAGCUUGUUUACACACGGCGGCACUCCCAUCAGAAGAGAGUAGUCCAGAUGAGGCAGGAGUUGUAGUGCAUACUCUGUCAGAUAUGGUCUGAUCUUGCAGAUAUUGGACAGAGUCAGUCUACAAGACCGAGAAACAGUCAGUCAAGGACAGCUGGUCAUCCAUCGUCACCACAAGGUUGACUAUAGACCAAUAAUGAACCAAGCUAAACAGAGGCAGGGUGCUGAAUAGACAUGUGAGGUUGGAUAAAAAGAAGGUCUGUCUUUGCCAAGUUGAGCUGAAGAUGGUGCUCCUUCAUCCAGGUUGCAAUAUCAGUAAGACAUGCUGGGAUUGUAGCUGAUACUGUGUGGUCCUCUGAACGGAACGACUAAUACAGCUGCAUAGCACUGAUAUAAGAAACCAUGGGACUGGAUGAUGGGUCCUAGUUUUAAGAGUAAAUAGUGAUGGUAGGCAUGAAGGGAAAAGGAAAGAUCAUUAUCAUGGGAAAAGCAGAAGUUCAUAAACCAUGAGGUCAGGAAAAUCAAGGCACCAAAACGUUAGACAAAUUUAAAGUCAAGAAGCAAAAGAGAUUGUAGCUCCUUUAAAAAAAAAUAUCAAAAACACUCUUUAACUCUUUGAGGGCUAAAUAUUUUUUUGGAGCCUGGCAGGAAUGUGCAGUAGAGCAGCUGUCGGCCACCCGAGCUGUCUUCGUGUGGGUACCAGUAACUGGAGCCAAAAGUGCACCUGAAAUGUGCAAAGCAAAAUACCCCAUGGACAACGUUUUGCGUACUAUUGUUGAAUCGGACUCUUAUUUUUCAGACUCCGAUUUUGAUGCAAAUGAUCUGGAGAUCAAAAAUGAAAGUGAUGUAGCAGCAUCAGCUGAUCGGUCCCCAGCUGAUCGUAAUGCUGAACACGUUCGUGUAGCGGCCAGCAGCUGUGUGAAGACACUCCCUGUAUGUCUUUAUAAGUCAACACCCAUCUUGAAAGAGUUAAAGAGCUCAUUUACUAGUGUGGCUUUCUUGUCUCAGAUUGCUCUGGAGAAACAACUUCUUUUUCCUAACUUUCAGUCCAAAAGCAGAGGUGUGCCACCAUCUUAUAUAGGUAGGGAAUGUUGAUGCAAAACACCAUAUGAGAUCUGCGUCACAUAAAUGGCAAGGGUCAUGGUGAGAAAAAAAAACAGAGCACGAUAUGGUGCUAUAGAGAUAUCACCGUAAUAUUGAUAAAAUAAAAAAGGCAAUCAUUAACACAAAACAAUCCAAAAAUGAAACAUGGAGGAACCAGAGAAGUCAAACUGUUCAUUCACGACAAGUGACGACAAUCAGAGAAGCGGCAGCAUGUUGGAAUUGGAAUUGUGCACAAUGCAGUCCUCCAGCUCUUUACACAUGGCUAAAGUGGGGUUCCUCCGCAAGUAGAACCUUUAAACUUAGAAACCGUGACACAAACCCAUUGGUCAGGAUGGGGAUGUCAUACAGAUGUAAGCAGCGGUAUGUAGAUUGUGUAGUAAUUCUAAUCACUAUUGAAUAGUGAAAUCGAUAUGCUCAUUAUUUUUGCUGUGAUCCUCGCACUUUCACUUGUGCUCUAUUAUAAUAUUUCCCAAUAUUUAUCUAUAAUAUUUAAUGUGUUUGUAUAUUUUCUGAAAAUAUAUUUAUGUUUAUAAGAAUAACAGUUACAUUUACAUACCUACACUGCUGACCAGAAUCAACCAUACAUGAAAAAGUUGAAAUUUAUCCUUGUAUUUUUUUCUAUAAUUUUUACUGUCUAAUGACAAGGCUGUUUGAAACAUUACACGUUCAAAAAGGAUACCGAUGAUAUUUUCCAUUUAAGCAUACUACAAAAACAAACACUGCAUUCUGCUUGUGCCAAAGACGAGUUGUGUGCCUCUGUUUGCAUUUUGAAAACAUUAAAUUCAAAGAACCUUCCAUUUUUCUAGCAAUGCAAGGAUGUCGAAUGGCACCCAAAAGGUGACUGCACUGCAGAACUGAGCAUUGGUGUUCUCCCCUGUUGUCCAUUAAACUUGUAGCUCGAUCACAUUUGAAAAUAAAAAACAAAUUAUAAAGGAACAGCUGAUCUGAAACAACUAAACUUGUGUACAUUUUACUUUUUGAUGCUUACUCACCAGUACACUUAAGACAUUUGCUGGACACCAUCUGAAUCUUUUUCAUCUUCUCUUCUCGCUACCCAUUUUGUGAGUCUGUUUGCUGAAGUUAUGGUCAACCAGAGGUUAAAUCAGCAGCAAUAAGAGUAAGUCGAGAACUAGUUUAUGCCCUAGAAAGCAAAAUCCUCCACAAAAGGGUGUAUUGCAUCAAAUGCAUAUUACUAAUAUCAUAGACCGGGGGGCUGCAGCUCAUUUCUGGAGUGUUGCAGAUUCCCAUUUGAGCCGCUUUCUUAGUAGCUAAUUACUGGCUGUAACAGAACAUUACUUUUCACUGCUUAGCAAUAUACAGUCCGUAUAGAACAGGGGUGUCGAGCUCCGGGCCUGGAGGGCCGCCAUGGCUGCAGGUUUUCAUUCUAACCCUUUUCCUGAUCAGUGACAGGUUUUCACUGCUAGUUAACUUCUUUUCCCUUCAUUUUA
Molecule: messenger RNA, 6826 nt
Organism: Polypterus senegalus (gray bichir)
Lineage: Eukaryota; Metazoa; Chordata; Cladistia; Polypteriformes; Polypteridae
Gene: ntsr1
Product: neurotensin receptor 1 (high affinity)
Exons: 4
Coding region: 412-1611 (399 amino acids)
Biological process (GO): neuropeptide signaling pathway
Cellular component (GO): plasma membrane
Molecular function (GO): G protein-coupled neurotensin receptor activity
Source: RefSeq, a predicted model, not a curated record